Messenger RNA from Plasmodium cynomolgi strain B, 300 nucleotides. RefSeq lists its product as hypothetical. Gene Ontology annotation, biological process: tRNA processing. The annotation marks the transcript as partial. NCBI's taxonomy places the organism in Eukaryota, Apicomplexa, Aconoidasida, Haemosporida, Plasmodiidae. Gene Ontology annotation, cellular component: nucleolar ribonuclease P complex. The transcript has a single exon. The record is from RefSeq and is a predicted model, not a curated record.
AUGAAUGAACUUAACCCCAACAUCUCAAGGGAGUAUAUCAAAACGAUGAGAAAACUUUCGAACAAGUUUUUAAUAAAACACGACAAAAAAUUUAAGAAACUCUUCUGCAAAAAAUGCAACUCAGUCCUCAUUCCAAGUGCUACUUGCAAAGUUUAUGUUAACCCACUAAAUUUAAGGAAGAAAAAAAAAAACAAUAAUGAGGAGGUGAGUAGCAAUUUGAAGGGGAAGUUGAGAGAUGAAUUUCUGGUUUCAUACCGGUGUAACUACUGCCAGCAUGACACGAAAUUUGUUUACGAAAAU